GAAAACCAAACCGGACCGGACCAGAAGUAGCGUUGGAUCUGAACUUCCGACUUCGUUCUGCCAAUAUGACUACUCGAUUAAGUUCAGUUUAUUUGCAGUAAGUACCAGCAUUAGGCAGAUGGAGGAGGCAAGGAAUAGAGCCAUAGCCUACCUUACCUCAGGCCUGGGCCAGGGCGGAAAGGCCGAGGCCCAGUUGAUGGCCAACUACCCACUGCCACUGUCCCAGAAGUACCGUCACCUCAUGGUGGAGACCAUGCUUAGGGAAAAUGUGUCUGGCAGCAGCAGAGCUCAGGUGUUGGAUUCGUUGAAUAAUUUGGUGAAAGCCUUGAGCAUUUUGGAGAAGUAUGGCUUCAACCUGACCAGCGUCACUAGGCCCAAGUUCUGGCGCAGCGUCAAGCACAACAAUCCGGUCUUCAGAUCCACCGUGGACGCCAUCCAGGUUUUGGGAAGUACCGACUUUGAAAUUGUGCGCGCAGCGGACCAGUGCAAUCUGUGCGGCGGCUCGGCAGUGGUCGUGUGCCCUUCGUGUGCCAACCAAUCCUUCUGUGACGCGUGCGACGACCUCUUCCAUCGCCACCCGGCAAGGACCAGUCACAAGCGAGAGCAAAGACUGAAAACGAUGCAGGGAAUGUGUUCCAUCUGCGGCGUGUCACCCGUGCAUGCUCAGUGCGCCACGUGCGAGCACAUGCUGUGCCUGAAGUGCGAUGGCCUCUUCCACUCGCACCCCGAGCGCAAAGGUCACACCAGGACGGUGCUCACACCCGCCAAGACGAACAGCUCAACGCCUUCCAACGCAGAGUGGCAGUGUAAGAGCUGCACUGUCAUCAAUCAAGGCAGCAGCAUCCUGUGUGAGGUGUGUGAGCGCCCCCGUCUGGCCCCUCGCCCUUCGAUCAACCCGGUGUUUUCCAGCCCGAGUUCCAGUACGGACACCCGCGAGCAGUCUCAUUGGACGUGUCAGUUCUGCACCUUUGUCAACCCCCCGUCCGCAGAGGUGUGCAAGGUGUGCUGCUCUCCGGGUUCACCGUCAGAUGGACCCCCGCAUCCCCCGAAGAGCUCAGGUGAUGCCAAGCAUCAAGGCAACCCGCCCAGGCCCAAACCAAGAGCCAGUUUGGAUCUGAAGAGGCAGGAACGCAUGAGGGAAGACGGGCUCAAGCUCGUACGCCAGAUCAAAGAAGCCGAGAAGCACGGCAUCAGCCCCGAGGAAGUGUACGCCGCGCUACGCGCUUGUGGCGGCAGCAGCAUGGACCCAUGUGAUUGGCAGGCGUCGGAACUGCCGCACCUGCUGGACGAGCUUUGCGCCAUGGCCGCCUCCGUGCAGGUGAGCGCCUCGGCCGGUGGCGAAGGCGUGAAGCUGUCCAGAGCCGAGGCCAAGCUGGCCUGGUUGGCAUCGGGGGGCGACACCGAGCGAGCCGUGACGCAGCUGCUCAGAGACCGACAGAUGAAGAUGACGGAGCUCCACUCUCUGGGCUUUCGCGACGCAUGCCAAUGCGAGAAGGCCCUGCUGCAAAGCGGCGGCGAGGUGAAGGGAGCCCUGUCCGUGCUGCAGCGACCCCUACUGGACGAUUUCCAUCAGCGGAUCUGGAACGAGCAGCCCGAGCCGCCCGUGGACCCCAACCACCCCAACAAAGAGCGGAUGUGCCGACGUCUGCUGGCGCUGUACGGCCUGCCCAGCUGGGGGCGCUGCGAGCUGACCCUGUCGCUGCUGCAGGAGCCCGGCGUGGCCUACUCGCUGGAGGACGUGGUGCAAGCGGUUAGGGAGUCACACGACCGCGACUUCAUCAGGCGUGUCCUCAACAAUAAAUGUCCGUGCUGCCUCAGCAUCUUCCCUCGGAGCAAGAUGCAGUCUCUGACGUCGUGCCAGUGCUCGGUGUGUCUGGACUGCUUCACGCAGCACUUCACCAUCAAGGUGCGCGACGGGCACAUCUGGGAAAUGGUUUGUCCCAUCUGUCGCGGGCCCGACAUCACUGAUCCCGAGCAGCUGGACAGUUACUUCUUCACGCUGGAUAUCCAGCUGCGGGGUUGUCUGGAGCCUGAAGUCUACGAGCUCUUCCACAGAAAACUGACGGAGCACGCGCUGAUGAAGGACCCCAAGUUCCUGUGGUGCUGCCACUGCGUCUCGGGCUUCAUCAAUGAAGGCGACCAGCUGAAGGUGACAUGUCUGUCGUGUUGCAACAGCUUCUGUGCUAAGUGCAAGAAAACAUGGGAGCCUCAGCACCAGGAUCUGACCUGCGAGCAAUUCCAUCAGUGGAAGCGGGACAACGACCCCGAGUACCAGAGGCAGGGCCUGGCUGGCUACCUGAGGGACAACGGCAUCACCUGUCCUCAUUGUCGCUUCCAGUACGCGCUGACCAAAGGCGGCUGCAUGCACUUCACUUGCUCCCAAUGCAGGUACCAGUUCUGCAGCGGCUGCAACAACCCUUACUACACGACGGGCUGCAGGACCGAACAUUGCCACUUCAAGGGCUUCCACACUCACCAUCCUCGCGAUUGUCUCUUCUACCUAAGAGACUGGGAGACCACACGGCUGCAGGCGCUGCUGCAAAUGAGAGGCGUAGAAUUCAACACUGAACCUUCUGACGAACUGCAGGCGGGCACGUGCGGCGUGAUGGAGCAGAAAGAUGAAGGAGGUCAGCUCGUGGACUCGCCCUGUGGCAUCCAGACUCAGCCGGGCCAGGCCGGACUCUGCGGCAAACACUACGGAGAGUACCUGGUCAGUCUGAUCAACGCCCACUCGCUGGACCCCGCACUUCUCUACGACGCCCACGACCUGAUCCGAACCUGCGAACGCCACCACGUGGACACGCAGAGGGCCGACAACGAAGACGACGACGCCUACCACGCUCGACUGCGCAAGAAACUAAUGGAGAUUCCUCUGGGUGAAAAGGUUCCCAGGAAUGCAACGCACCACCCUGACACAAGCUGAGCCAACUUCCGUCUGGCGUACGCUGUGCAGUGUACACACGCAUAUAACGGUUAUUUUGAAGUAGCUGCAUACCUCAUGAGUUAAUGUUCAUAAAGUUUGUCAGCAAAGAAGAAAGAUAUUUAGUUGGCAUUAUCUAUCCCGUUCCUAUGUACUUAACUGUGCCAAGAUGAUCAUUUUUGUGCUUUAUUGAUGAUCAAUAAAAAUAUACUCUCCGAACAA
Molecule: messenger RNA, 3142 nt
Organism: Hippocampus comes (tiger tail seahorse)
Lineage: Eukaryota; Metazoa; Chordata; Actinopteri; Syngnathiformes; Syngnathidae
Product: E3 ubiquitin-protein ligase RNF31-like
Exons: 21
Coding region: 119-2923 (934 amino acids)
Biological process (GO): protein linear polyubiquitination
Cellular component (GO): LUBAC complex
Molecular function (GO): ubiquitin protein ligase activity; K63-linked polyubiquitin modification-dependent protein binding; K48-linked polyubiquitin modification-dependent protein binding
Source: RefSeq, a predicted model, not a curated record